GAUUUAUCACCAAAGCAAUUUAUUUUUCAGACUGCCUGAUUUAUUUUUCCUACUUUGCUUAAUUUUUAUCCGCAACAUGGCGAGCAAGCUGGAAAUGAAGAAAAGUCGCAUAUCACUGGCUGACACUUACAGAAGUCUGCUGGCUAGAAUAUCAUCAGACCAAAUUUUCUAUGCUCAAAUUGCUAUCACUGUCAUCUUUGGGCUACUCAUUUUAUAUUUGCUGACGCGUCGUGUGGUUCGGUCCGUGGGUGGUCGAGGCCGCAGCAUUGUGCUUGUUGGGAACUGUGAGGCUGGCAAGACAGCUUUGCUCUACACUCUUACAAGAGGCCAAACUCCCAUCACCGUUACCUCUUUCAAGGACAAUGAAGAUCUUUAUAAUACCGGCAAUAAAAGUGUCCGUGUUGUUGAUGUACCUGGUCAUGAGCGGGUCCGGUCCAACGCAUUUGACAAGCACAAGUCUGAUGCUCGUGCCAUCGUCUUUUUGCUAGACUCCACAUCAUUGGGCUCUCAAAUCAAGGACGUUGCUGAGCAACUCUUCACUGUCUUGAGCGACUCCGUGGUGCAAGGCAACCGCUGCCCUGUGGCUGUUCUCUGCAACAAACAAGACCAAGACUUGGCAAAGUCUGCCACUAUCAUCGAGCGCGCUCUUCAAAAGGAGUUUGAUGUUCUCCGUGAAACUUCAAGCAGUCGUCUUGCUUCGAUCAGCAACGACGGCAACCAGCGCCCCAGCAAGCCUCUCGGCGUCACAGGAAAGCCUUUUGCGUUCUCACAAGUUACCUACAAUCCAGUGACGUUCAUGGAGACAUCCGUUGUGGAGGAUAAGAGCCUUGCUAACCUCAAGCGCUGGAUCGAAGCUGUAGCUUGAAAUAUUUCGGAAAUAGGACCUGCAUGUUUGAAAAGGAGUUGACAGUGGGAAAUGGUGUUAAGCAAUUAGAAAGUGUUGAGCCAAUGGAAAAAGUGUUGAACAAUUUGAAAUAAUGCUAACAUGUUAAGCAAAUGGAAAUUUUGUUGAACAAUUCUUUUGCAUUCUAAGUUUUUUUUUUUUUUUUCUUGCUUACCUUGAAUAGGGAACCUGAAAUAUUGCAUUAUUCCCUGAUUAAUUUGGCAUUGAUUCUAAUUAAAUUCAUCCAGUUGAAGAGUCUGAGUAAUGAAACAAUUAAGAAAUUAAUUACACGAAGACUCUUGCUCUUGUUAGUUUCAAUUCAAUUUGUUUGAACAUUCGUGAAAAAUCCAGAUUUAUCAUUGUGCUGAGGGAGCAUUUGUGGUUAAAUUUGCACUUGGCUGUACAUGAAACCCCAACAAAGUCAUCAAAUAUAAAAUUAUUGCUUCGUAGUCAAUGGGAAUACGGAUGCACCAGAUGCUCAAAACCACAGAUUUACAAGCUCCUCGAUCGAUACGAGUAGUUGUACGGUAGAUGACGUCUUAUCAAGCUUUGUAUAACCAAUUCCAAAGCUAAAAAAACUGAUGUCCACUGCAUUUUAUACGGAUAUUUAAAACAACCGAUACUCCCGGAAUCCUGUAGAAACGAGUGCAAUUAUGGUAUUAAUUGAUUUACACCAACUAGGGAUCUGGCCUCUGAUUCUACAAUUUCUUAUUGAUUCUGGCCUCAAUUUUCAAGUGGUCAGGGGGCUUCCGGUGUCUAACAAAAGUGUGAUUUUCACGUUUUUGUAUAAUUUUUUUUCACCUUGGCUACUCAAUGAAUUAAUUUUUCACUAAAAUAUUUCAAACUUGAAUUUCCGGCUGCUUCUGGCGUUUGUGUAUAAAUUUACUAAGUUCUGUUUGUUUAAAAACGAGAUACUCGUC
Molecule: messenger RNA, 1803 nt
Organism: Hyalella azteca
Lineage: Eukaryota; Metazoa; Arthropoda; Malacostraca; Amphipoda; Hyalellidae
Gene: SrpRbeta
Product: signal recognition particle receptor subunit beta-like
Exons: 5
Coding region: 77-865 (262 amino acids)
Biological process (GO): vesicle-mediated transport; intracellular protein transport
Cellular component (GO): plasma membrane; cytoplasm
Molecular function (GO): GTP binding
Source: RefSeq, a predicted model, not a curated record